AUUAUGGUCCCUAGCCACAAGCGCAUGCCCCAAAAUUGACAUUUUUUCUGAAUUUUCUAGCUAGAUAUAGUCUAUAUGAUGAAUAGACACUGUUAAAAUUGUGUCAUUUCGAAGUAGACCAUUAAGAUUAGUCGCUAAAUAGUUAUAUUUUUCUUGCAGUACACGUGGCCUGAGUGUACAGCAAUAGGGAAAGUGAAGAGAUAACCACCCACCCUUCCACGAAGACUUUUCAAGUAACGCGGUUAACAUAAAUCGACUAUGCAUUAGUCUGAGCCUUCGGAUUGCAUUUACGGCGUUGCUCGCGGUCCAGCCACUCGGGAUCCUUGUUUUGUACAUGAAAUUACUUAAAUGAUUAUAUUUGGCCUCCAUUAGCAGCUGGUAUGUCAAGAUGCUGCACUUUUAAGGCAACGGGUUCUCUCGCGUUAGGGUUGGGUCCCUUCUACGGACUUAAUAGUUACUGCCGCUACGUUAACCACUGGUUUUCAAGGGCGUGCUCUGCGCUGGCCGUGUGCGUUAUAGCCAAUGAACUGCAUAAGAACAGUGGCUAUGUCUGGAGCGAGCUCAUUCUCAGCUGAUUAUGCAGGCUUAUUAGAGGAUUAGACCGUCGAAUGAAAGUGCUGCCACCUGCAAUGGUGUCUGCUUAGCAUUUCUUUUGUGUUAGCAUUUUUGCUUUAAAUUUGAAUGAAAAAGAGUCUUCAAAUUUAGUUGCAAACUUUGUAAUCUGAUGUAUAUUCUGGUGUAUAACUGAAUAUAUGUAGCCAAUAAAUUGAUUUAUGUUCUUUCUUUCAAAUUGAAAAGAAAAAUUAAGAUACCAAUUCCGUCCUCCCAUCACAAAGGAACAUUUGCCGAUCCCCGAUUGCUGAAGCAGUCUUCAGGAAAUUGGCGACAGAUAGUGGGGAUAUAAAUAAAUGGAGGAUAGACAGUGCAGCCACCUCCACGUAUGAGAUAGGAAACCCGCCUGAUUACCGCGGGCAGGUCUGCAUGAGGAAGCACGGGGUGCCCAUGAGCCAUGUGGCCAGGCAGCGCCGCCUCUUGUGCUCUCUGUUGCAGUGGGUCAUAGACAGUGGUGCUGUGUCUGACUGGAACACAGGCAGCUCCCCUGACUCUCGUGCUCUGGCCUGCCUCAGGAAACACUCCAUAGAGACAGACCACAGGGCCAGACAGGUGACAAAGGAGGAUUUUCUGUCUUUUGAUUACAUGCUUUGCAUGGAUGAAAGCAAUUUGAGGGAUCUCAACAGGAAAGCAAACUCAGUAAAAAACUGCAAAGCCAAAAUCGAGCUUCUUGGGAAGUAUGACCCUCAAAAACAGCUGAUCAUCCAAGAUCCCUAUUAUGCAAGCUGCUUCUUUGCUCCAUGCUUCUUAGGAUCCAGCCAGAUGGGAGUGAAGAGGAUUUUGAAACGGUGUAUGAACAGUGUCUUAGAUGCUGCAGAGCAUUUUUGGAAAGCCAUUCCUGAUGCCACAUUCACCAGCUUCAGUAAACAAUACAUUAUUACACUUAAUGUCACAUAGUGUAAUAAUUUGUCAGCAAUUUGUACCUGGCAUGGUAGCAAUUAAAAGAGAAACCUUGAUGGAAAUGUAUGUGACAGUCCCAUUACAAUGAGCACUGAAUGAUGUCUUGUCAAAUUUUGUGUUGUUUGAGGAGAAUUGAAUGUCAAGUUGGGCUGUUUCUUAACUGGUUGAUUUAGUGUGGAAGUGAAAAUAAAAUAAAUAUAAAUCUCA
Messenger RNA from Anguilla rostrata (American eel), 1719 nucleotides. RefSeq names its product acid phosphatase 1 (gene acp1). The record is from RefSeq and is a predicted model, not a curated record. Gene Ontology annotation, cellular component: cytoplasm. Bases 982 to 1509 code for a protein of 175 amino acids. Gene Ontology annotation, molecular function: acid phosphatase activity; non-membrane spanning protein tyrosine phosphatase activity. NCBI's taxonomy places the organism in Eukaryota, Metazoa, Chordata, Actinopteri, Anguilliformes, Anguillidae. The transcript has 8 exons. Gene Ontology annotation, biological process: protein dephosphorylation.